Molecule: messenger RNA, 1205 nt
Organism: Westerdykella ornata
Lineage: Eukaryota; Fungi; Ascomycota; Dothideomycetes; Pleosporales; Sporormiaceae
Exons: 1
Coding region: 224-1159 (311 amino acids)
Source: RefSeq, a predicted model, not a curated record
UGCACGUGACCGUAGGUAAAGGGUCCAGCGACAAUGCUCCCCAUUGCGUGGAAGUCAGUCACCGACCCUACACGCCCUCUACCUCCUUGCAAACAGCAGUUGACAUCCCAUACGAUCGACCUCAUUCCCGUUUGUCGCUGCCUGACCUACCAGCCGCCCACUCCGAACCACUCCAUCCCUCCUCCUCUCUGCCUCAAUCCUCACAACUCCACCUCCCGCUACAAUGGCUCUUCCCACUACCCUCAACGAUCGCGCAGAUCGGCUCGAGUUGCAGCUCUAUGAGCUCAACGGUAACAUAGAGGACAUGAUAGUUGCUGGGCUUAGAGAGUUCGCCGUCACCGAGGAGCAGCUGGAGAAGCAUAUAUCAUACCUCGAGCUCAAAGUGCAGCUCUUCCCUCUCUACAACGCCUUCAGGUAUGCCGUAAAGCAUCAUCCCCGGGUACAAGUCGGCAGCUACGAGGUAACCACGGGAGCCGACUGCCACGACCAUUACCGCAACAUUGAGGUAUAUGUCCUCCAAGAGCGGCUCCCACUUCAGUUUACACCAUGGGAGGAUGGCGGGUUUCCCCUCCUCGACCAGCUGCCCGACCAUGUCACGAAGGCGGCCAGCAUGUGGUGCAUGUGCAUCACAUCUCAAGCAGUCCUGCUUCCCGCCCUCGACCGCGCCUUCGCCGCCGCAGGGACGGGAAGGACGGUAAAGAUGAUGGAUCUCGACCCACGCUUGAACGUGGGCUUCAUGUGGGCCAAUCGAGAGAUGGACCACCUCUACAUCCACAGCGUCCUCCUCAUCACCGACAAGGACGGCAACCACUUCGUCUUCGACCCGACGCAGCUGCAGCUGGGGUGGAACCAGGAAGACGAGUGGCUCUUGCCGUUCAAGAACUACAGGGCGAAGUAUAUUGCGGGGAGACAUACGAUCCGCACGGAGACGCAUCUGCGAGAAUGGCAAGAGCGGAUGCGAUCCCGGGGCGAAGGCCCUGAUACCACAUUCUGGCAGGGCAUCAAGUCGAUCAUAUACGACUAUGCGGGGCUGAAUCUGCAAAAACAGAGAGAAGCCAAGGAACAACUCUUCAAGGAGAUUGAGGAGACGAAGUUUCGGGCAUUGAGUUGCCACAAGGCCCCGGAACAGGUAGAGGAGGAGGAGGAUUCGAAGGGUUGAGCGAAUGUAUGACUGGAGGGAGGGGAGGGUAGAACGGAGAUGUCGA